Molecule: messenger RNA, 1397 nt
Organism: Loxodonta africana (African savanna elephant)
Lineage: Eukaryota; Metazoa; Chordata; Mammalia; Proboscidea; Elephantidae
Product: olfactory receptor 52E4-like
Exons: 1
Coding region: 307-1245 (312 amino acids)
Biological process (GO): G protein-coupled receptor signaling pathway
Cellular component (GO): plasma membrane
Molecular function (GO): G protein-coupled receptor activity; olfactory receptor activity
Source: RefSeq, a predicted model, not a curated record
UGUUGGUACAAAUGAUCAUAGAAGUAUAGGCACUUCACAAAAGAAUAAGCGCAAUACCAUAAUGAAUCACUACAUUGUAUUGCUAGAAAAGGCUGUUUCAAUCCUUCUCAAUUCCCACGGUAAUGUUAAAUGUGAAAGGCAAAUUGAAUGUCUCUGAUAGUUUAUUAUGCUCCUAGUCCCUUCCAUUAUGUCUCAACAGUUUUAUCAGCAUGCUAUUAUAUCUAGUUAUAUUCAACCAUCAUAUAUUUCCUUGUGUUUUCCCAGAAAUAUUGAAGAAGACAGUAUUCUCCAAGAGUCCUCAACAGGAUGUCCUCUGCCAAUGGCACUGCCUCAUAUCCCUCCACCUUUCUUCUGCUGGGUAUCCCAGGUCUGGAAGCUUUCCAUGUCUGGUUUGCUUACCCUUUCUUUGUUGUUUAUCUCAUAGCACUUGUGGGGAAUGUCACGAUCCUGUUUGUGAUCAAGGCUGAGCAGAGUCUUCAUCAACCCAUGUUUUACUUUCUAGCUCUACUCUCCUUUAUUGAUCUAGGCCUCUCCACUUCGACCAUCCCCAAGGUGCUAGCCAUUUUCUGGUUCAAUCUUAGGGAGAUAAGCUUUGAAGCCUGUCUCAUUCAAAUGUUCUUCAUCCACACCUACACUGGUAUGGAAUCUGUUGUGCUCCUGGCCAUGGCGAUUGACCGUUUUGUGGCCAUCUGCUACCCCUUGAGAUACACCACCAUCCUCACCAACAAGGCGGUAGCAUUCAUGGCCUCUGUUGUAGUGGGUAAUUCAGUCCUUCUUGUCUUGCCCUUCUGCCCUCUUCUCAAGCGAUUGCCCUUUUGUGGACACUACAUUAUCCCUCAUACCUACUGUGAACACAUGGGAAUUGCUCGUCUUGCCUGUGCUAGCAUAAGAGUCAACAUUAUCUAUGGCUUGUUUACCAUUGCCGUCCUCAUCUUUGACUUGAUCCUUAUUGCCCUCUCUUAUGUUCAGAUUCUCCGUGCUGUUUUCCAUCUUCCUUCUAGGGAUGCCAGGCUCAAAGCACUUAGCACAUGUGGUUCACAUGUCUGUGUCAUCUUGGCCUUUUACACACCAGCAUUUUUCUCCUUUAUGACUCAUCGUUUUGGUAAAAAUAUUCCUCGCUACAUUCACAUCCUCUUGGCCAAUCUGUAUGUAGUUGUACCUCCUUGUUUAAAUCCAGUCAUUUAUGGGGUCAGGACAAAGCAAAUUCGGGACCGAGUUGUGAAAAUAUUUGUAAAGAAAGAGUGACUUAAAUGUUUUCAGAUAUUGAUGAAUUCUUUCAUGUUAUCCUUCAGCAUGUGUAUCUUUUAGGAUGUCCAAAAUUGAGACUAGGUAAUGGUCCCUUAAAGAGCCUUGGUAGCACAAUGGCUAAGCUCUCAGUUGUUAACCAAAAGGUCAGA